This is a messenger RNA of Fopius arisanus, 1489 nucleotides long. RefSeq names its product 28S ribosomal protein S5, mitochondrial (gene mRpS5). Gene Ontology annotation, molecular function: RNA binding; structural constituent of ribosome. The transcript is spliced from 4 exons. The record is from RefSeq and is a predicted model, not a curated record. Gene Ontology annotation, biological process: translation. Gene Ontology annotation, cellular component: ribosome. The coding region runs from base 71 to 1405 and encodes 444 amino acids. NCBI's taxonomy places the organism in Eukaryota, Metazoa, Arthropoda, Insecta, Hymenoptera, Braconidae.
UGUCAGGCAACACUGGGUCGGACCUCGUGAACUCCACGACGUGACAGGUCCAGGUUUCAGAGUUUCAGGGAUGGCCUUCAGGAUAUUGAGAGCCUGUGGAGCUCUGGCUGGACCUAGGGUAUCCUUCAACAUCUCGAGAACCGGAUUGCAAAAUAUUCCCCCUGGGAGUCAGUGCACCCUGCAGACGAUUAAUGAGGGUACUCCAGUGAAGAAUUUUGUGAGGAACGUGUCGUUCUUCAAUGAAUAUCCUGCCGAUCGUCUCUGGAAGUCAGCGACCCACGUCAGCAAUGCAGGAAGAAAGAGAGGACGAGCUAAAUCGAGAAGAAUCAUAAAAAAUUUGAAUAAAGGACAAGUAAUUGGCGUUGGUAAGAAGAACAUGCUGUUUCCUGGAUUGAACUCUCCAGUUCUGAGGGGACGUGAGCUGGUGUAUCACCAGAAGCUCCCAGACAACCCUGACUACGAGAAGGCACUAUUCACCGCCAGAGAUGCCAUGGUGAAGAGGAGAAGAAUUAAAUUAACGCCAUUGGAGAGAGGUUGGACAGGGGCUAAAGCUGGUGGAAGGAGUAUUGGACCCCCUGAUCCUGUUGGCGAAGAGACCUUCGAAGGUUUCGAUACAAGAAUUCUCGAAUACAAAAUGGUAUCGGUUAUGACUGGAAAUCUGGGACGAAAGAGGAGAGUGAGUACAAUGGUGAUAACUGGAAAUGGAAAUGGUCUCGCUGGAUUUUCCCUGGGGAAGGCAUCAGAGGGUCGAGCUGCGUUGAGAAUGGCGAAAAAUCGUGCUGUUAUGAAGCUGAUGUACAUUAAUCGGUAUAAAGAGCACACUGUGCAUCAUGAUUUCUUUACGCAAUUCGGAAAGACGAAGAUCUUCGUCACGAAGAAGGCAGAGGGGUACGGGUUGGUAUGCCACAGGGCAAUCAAGACUUGCUGUGAAAUUAUUGGGAUUAAGGACUUGUAUGCGAAGGUCGAAGGAUCUCGUUGUCUUCAGCAUAUCAUUAAGGCGUUUUUCAUUGGAUUGUUACAACAGAAAACGCACGAACAAUUAGCUGAAGAAAAACAGCUUCAUCUCGUCGAGUUGAAGGCUGAGAAUGGAAAUUAUCCGGUUGUUGUGGCUUCGCCGUCGAUUGUGAGAAAACCCGAGGAAAUUCCAUCGACGGAAGUUAUGGAUUUCACUCAAUACGUAAUGGGUGGCAAAGUUGUUUACAAAAAGAAGAAAUAUCCACCAUUUUACACUCGCCUGGCCUCGUGGACCGUCAGACUACGAAAAACUGCGUAUUUGAGGAAUAAAGAUGAGGUGAGGACUCGAUUAUAUGCAGAACAUGGGGAACUCCGGAGUUUUAUGACCGACAAGUAUCCGGAGGCUAAACCGCAGCUGUGGAGUAAGGCGAAAAAUAAAGCCCCAGAGUAAAUCAAGUUUAAAUUCUUCAAGUUUAAUAAUCAUGUAUAUAAUUAAGUACUGAAUAAAAAUAGAAAGAACAGUUUCAAUAACUCA